CGGCAAUUGUUGCUACUACUUCAACCGUAAGCGUGGUUGAUCCUCAGCCUUCCGAGUUUCGACUGUAAUCAUGAAACAUCAAGGGGAUGGGGGACACGCACGGCAAUCCACCACUCUCACUUUGUCUUGUUAACACAAUGCAGUUCUGGAUGCACAGGCUCGAGGUGUCGAAGCCAUGACUGGUUCUCUCCAGCUUCCGAAAGUUUUCACGAUGCUAUGGCUAUCCGUGAUCUACAGCGCUGCCCUCGCCCACGCCUACAAACCCCUUUCCGACAGCUUCCUUCGAGCUAUUCCCGACGCUGGUGCGGACUUAGACAUCGAAAAUGGGACGCUGCUUGCGCCUAUCUUGAUUCCUCGCGUCCCAGGCACACCCGGCCAAUUGAAGGUCCAACAUCACUUUGUUGAGUUCUUCCAAAGAGAACUCCCGAAAUGGACGAUUGAAUGGCACAACUCGACUGCAACGACACCCGCAACGGGCAACGUAGAGCUUCCGUUUGGGAAUUUGGUGUUUAAGAGAGAGCCACCUUGGGUGAAGCCGGGGGGAUCGAAUCUAUUAACAUUAGUGGCACACUAUGACAGUAAAUAUCGCCCAGAAGGGUUUCUUGGGGCUACAGACAGCGCGGUGCCUUGUGCAAUUCUGAUGCAUGUCGCAAGGAGUAUUGAUAAAUAUGUCACGCAGAUGCAUGACGAGAUGGCUGAGCUGGGUGAGGGAGGCAGCGUUGAGAUGGACAUGGGCGUGCAGAUAUUGCUCCUUGAUGGGGAGGAGGCGUUUGUAUCAUGGACUGACACCGAUUCGCUAUAUGGGGCAAGAGCACUCGCAGAGAGUUGGGAAUCAUCUUUCAACCCCGCAAUGUCCAAGUACCGCAACCCCAACCGGCAGAUUAGCAUUUUCGUCCUCCUCGACCUCCUUGGCUCAGCCAACCCCAAAAUCCCCUCCUAUUUCCUCACCACCCACUGGGCCUACAGCAACAUGGCCAACAUCGAAGACCGCAUGCGUAAACUCAACCUCCUCGAAUCUAAACCUAAGUCUGCGUUCCUGCCCGAUACCAACAGAGCCAUGUAUUCUGGAACGAUAUCUGAUGAUCAUCUGCCUUUUAUGGCCCGGGGUGUACCCGUUCUUCAUGUUAUCCCUUCCCCGUUUCCGGCGGUUUGGCAUACUAUGGAUGAUGAUGGGGAGCAUCUGGACAUGCCGACAGUGAGGGAUUGGGCGAAGAUUGUGACUGCAUUUGCGCUUGAGUGGUUGGACAUGAUGGAGGUUUGGUAUGAGCCCAAGGGUAUGGCAGGACCGUAAAUAUAGGGUCGUUGGGGGGCUUUUUGGAAACCCCUAUUUGGAGUCACAAGUGUUUCCUGUACGAUGUUCUCUAAGCAUGAGCCUAUCGUAUCGGGUUGAGGGCAAGAAGUGAACCUGGGAGAUGUGUCGGGGUCGAAAUAUGUCUCACACGAUGAAUGCCGAGGCAAGCCCUGCGCAUCCAUGCAGCGGGAGGGCAUGCCGUGGAAUGGCCACCAUUAACGUCGAAACGUGAGCAUACUGGCUCCAACACGGGUAUGCCGCAAGAGUUAAGAAGCCAUAUUACAGCACUGGUGGAUCGUACACCACUGG
Molecule: messenger RNA, 1600 nt
Organism: Lindgomyces ingoldianus
Lineage: Eukaryota; Fungi; Ascomycota; Dothideomycetes; Pleosporales; Lindgomycetaceae
Product: glutaminyl-peptide cyclotransferase
Exons: 2
Coding region: 176-1291 (371 amino acids)
Molecular function (GO): glutaminyl-peptide cyclotransferase activity; zinc ion binding
Source: RefSeq, a predicted model, not a curated record